Symbiodinium necroappetens is the source of this 987-nucleotide messenger RNA. The record is from the annotation of a GenBank genome assembly. Lineage: Eukaryota; Dinophyceae; Suessiales; Symbiodiniaceae.
AUGUCUGAAGGUGCCUACAUGGUCUUCACCUCCCACAUUCAGUCCACGGGGCUAGCCUUGACCCAGUACAUGGAGGGCAACUCCGUUAGGGGGCUGGAAAUCACGGGCUUGCCAUUCGCAGCUGAGCUCCAAGAGCUGCAGAACAUGUCGAUAGCCUUUUCUGGCUUGACGCACGUGAAAGCAGCCUACUACUCAAGAGUCCCAGCCCUUCUAUGGUCCUCGCAGCAUGGUGAGUUUCUGCUCGCACAAGAAUUCUCACAAAUCGAGCAAGACCCGCAAAAGCACCUUGCCGCCUUCUUGUUCGAGGUUUCCGAAGGCACCCCGAUGAAAGACAUGGAAGCUUUCAGGCAACUCACAGAUGGCAGCCAAACAGAGAGAGCAAUAUGGAUCCCAUGCUUCAUGUCGCACUUCCUUGCCCAAUGUAAAAUUACCUCGCCUGCUUGUGGGGUUCUUUCACGGUGGCUGGAAGGCAUGAAAGCUGCCGAGAAUAAGGAUGGCAAGGCAUGGGAGAAGAUCAUCGCGGUUGCCUUCGGCUUGCGCUACGUUUGGCAGCAGAUGGGCGGCGAACCGCACAGCUGGCUGCAUGGACAUGAAGGGGCAGCAAUCCAGUGUCUGGAUGCCGACCCAGAGGCGACAAAUGUCGAGAGCGCAAUUCAGAAGCUGCCAGAACCAUUGCAGUACCCAACCCUGCAGUUGGUUCUCCCGAGCCACGCACAGUUCAAGGCCGUAGACCUGUUCGCUGUGAGGAGAGAUGCAGACAGUACUGACUUAGUCAUGGUGGCGCAGCAGAAGGAAGGCGGAGCCAGUGUAAGCAACCACCCACGGCCACAGACUGCGAAGCAUGCCUACUGGAUGAGAGGAUCGUCGACGCAAAACGCAAAGACGAUAGAUGGAUGGUUCCUGCCCUCGCAAAGCGAGAUUGAAACGUUCUUGGGACCCUCAUUGGCAGUUGCAGCACCAGCCACCUGGCGGGAUCCGGUAGACUAG